Molecule: messenger RNA, 1698 nt
Organism: Zea mays
Lineage: Eukaryota; Viridiplantae; Streptophyta; Magnoliopsida; Poales; Poaceae
Exons: 3
Coding region: 26-1474 (482 amino acids)
Cellular component (GO): membrane
Molecular function (GO): purine nucleoside transmembrane transporter activity
Source: RefSeq, marked validated
UGGAGAAGGCCGGAGUCGGGUUUGGAUGGUCAACUCCGGCAUACUGCCGAAAACAAACCAAUCCGUCACCGUCAAGGCCCCGCACCGCUGGCCGCACGCAGGAAAAAUAAGUUGCGACCGCGAGCGGGCGAAUCAGAAAGGGCGUCCGGCCUUGGUCAGACACGACAGCGACGCGGAAAGGCUGCGCCCGCGGUGCCAUCUACAAGGGUCCACGUCCAUCCAAAAAGAGCGGUGCCCUGGACUUCUCCCUCGUGUUCCUACUUCCUACGCGAAGGAAGCCAGGCAGCCCACUCGCAUCGGAUCGCGCGCGGGGAGCGGCAUGGCCGGCGACGACGGCAGCGGCGGGAGCGGAGGCGGCAACAGGGAGGACGAGGUCCACGUGCAGAUCGCAGGAUCAUCCAAACCUGAAACCUCAUCUACCAACGAAACAGCUCCUCAAAACUCUCAUACCAAGCAUUGGCAUUGGUGGCUGAUGGUAACUCUGAACAUUUUCUUCCUCGUUGCUGGUCAGACAGCAUCGACACUCCUUGGCAGGUUCUACUACAACCAAGGUGGAAAUAGCAAGUGGAUGUCCACAUUUGUCCAAACCGCUGGCUUUCCAGUGCUGUUCGUCGCCCUAUAUCUGUUCCGUUCAAAAUCGCCUUCUACACAAACAACCACCAGUAACCCUGAGACUUCUGUCACCAAAAUUACUCUUAUAUAUGUUGUCUUGGGCCUCAUCAUUGCUGCCGAUGACUUGAUGUAUUCCUAUGGCCUGUUGUACCUUCCUGUAUCAACAUAUUCGCUCAUUUGCGCUAGUCAGCUGGCCUUCAAUGCUGUCUUCUCAUAUGUCCUAAAUGCUCAAAAGUUCACCCCAUUCAUUUUCAACUCAGUAAUUCUCCUUACCUUUUCCGCUGCGCUUCUUGGAGUUGACGAAGAUUCUCAGGGUACCAAUGGUUUAUCGCGUGGGAAGUACAUAUUGGGUUUCGCAUUGACCCUAGGAGCCUCGGCCACAUACUCACUAAUUCUCUCUCUAAUGCAAGUCGCAUUCGAGAAGGUUAUUAAGAAGGAAACUUUCUCAGUCGUGUUGAAUAUGCAGAUAUAUACAGCACUAGUGGCAACAGUAGCUUCUCUUAUCGGUUUAUUUGCAAGCGGCGAGUGGAAGACUUUAGAGGGAGAGAUGCAUGCCUUCAGCUCAGGGAGGGUGUCCUAUGUGAUGACACUUCUAUGGACUGCUGUAUCUUGGCAGAUAGCUUCCGUAGGAGUGGUGGGUUUGAUCUUUGUUGUGUCAUCACUCUUUUCAAAUGUGAUAAGCACACUGGCUCUACCCAUCAUUCCGAUUUUUGCUGUGAUUUUCUUCCACGACAAGAUGGAUGGAGUGAAGAUUAUUGCUAUGUUGAUGGCCAUCUGGGGAUUCGUUUCAUAUGGAUAUCAAUUAUAUGUCAGUGACAAGAAGGCUAGGAAGACUUCAGUCAGUGUGGAGGAGAAUUCCUAAGCGCUUGUUGGCCUGUUACAUUGGUCUUUGUGGCUCCUAUACCACUUUAAGUUGCUGGUAUUGAGGAGGUACUAGUUAUUGACUUAUUGUAUCCAAAAGGAGCUCAGUUGAGAAUCUCAGGUUUACACAAUUCAUAGGUAUAUACUUCUGUUAGUAUUGUCAUAUCAUCAUAUGUACCGAUGUACGGUUGUGUUGUCCUUUAAAAUAAAAAGAUUAGCAUUUCC